Molecule: messenger RNA, 2203 nt
Organism: Nyctereutes procyonoides (raccoon dog)
Lineage: Eukaryota; Metazoa; Chordata; Mammalia; Carnivora; Canidae
Gene: PLP1
Product: proteolipid protein 1
Exons: 7
Coding region: 144-977 (277 amino acids)
Biological process (GO): central nervous system myelination; axon development
Cellular component (GO): plasma membrane; myelin sheath
Molecular function (GO): structural constituent of myelin sheath
Source: RefSeq, a predicted model, not a curated record
GAGAAGAGGACAAAGAUACUCAGAGAGAAAAAGUAGAGGACCGAAGAAGGAGACUGGAGAGACCAGGAUCCUUCCAGCUGAACAAAGUCAGCCGCAAAGCAGACUAGCCAGCUGGCUACAAUUGGAGUCAGAGUUCCAAAGAUAUGGGCUUGUUAGAGUGCUGUGCAAGAUGUCUCGUAGGGGCCCCCUUUGCUUCCCUGGUGGCCACUGGAUUAUGUUUCUUUGGGGUGGCACUGUUCUGUGGCUGUGGACAUGAAGCAUUAACUGGCACAGAAAAGCUAAUUGAGACCUAUUUCUCCAAAAACUACCAGGACUAUGAGUAUCUCAUCAAUGUGAUCCAUGCCUUCCAGUAUGUCAUCUAUGGAACUGCCUCUUUCUUCUUCCUUUAUGGGGCCCUCCUGCUGGCUGAGGGCUUCUACACCACCGGUGCAGUCAGGCAGAUCUUUGGCGACUACAAGACCACCAUCUGCGGCAAGGGCCUGAGCGCAACGGUAACAGGGGGCCAGAAGGGGAGGGGUUCCAGAGGCCAACAUCAAGCUCAUUCUUUGGAGCGGGUGUGUCAUUGUUUGGGAAAAUGGCUAGGACAUCCCGACAAGUUUGUGGGCAUCACCUAUGCCUUGACCAUUGUGUGGCUCCUGGUGUUUGCCUGCUCUGCUGUGCCUGUGUACAUUUACUUCAAUACCUGGACCACCUGCCAGUCAAUUGCCUUCCCCAGCAAGACUUCUGCCAGUAUAGGCAGUCUCUGUGCUGAUGCCAGAAUGUAUGGUGUUCUCCCAUGGAAUGCUUUCCCUGGCAAAGUGUGUGGCUCCAACCUUCUGUCCAUCUGCAAAACAGCUGAGUUCCAAAUGACGUUCCACCUGUUUAUUGCUGCAUUUGUGGGGGCUGCAGCCACACUGGUUUCCCUGCUCACCUUCAUGAUUGCUGCCACUUACAACUUUGCCGUCCUUAAACUCAUGGGCCGAGGCACCAAGUUCUGAUCUCCUGUAGAAAUUUCCCUUUCUCUAAUAGCGAGGCUCUAACCGCACAGCCUGCAAUGCUGCAUCUCCCAUGUUAACUCUUUGCCUUUGCCACUGAUUGGCCCUCUUCUUACUUGACGAGUGUAACAAGAAAGGAGAGUCUUGUGGUGAUUAAUGUCUCUCUGUGGACUCUCCCCUCUUACAUACCUCUUUUAGUCAUUUUGCUUCACAGCUGGUUCCUGCUAGAAAUGGGAAAUGCUUCAGAUGGUGACUCCCCAGCUGCAAGUCACAAAGGAAUGGAGGCUCUAAUUCAAUUUUCAAGCAUCUCCUGAGGACCAGGAAGUGUUUUCUCCUCAAAGGGCACUUCCACUGAUGGAAACAAAGUGGAAAGAAAGAUGCUCAGGUAGAGAGAAGGGAUGUAUCUGGUCCCCUUGACAUCUGUUGGGGCCAAAUAUAUACUCCUUAGUGUACAAAACAGAAAACCUACUCCUUUUUCCCUAUUACCACUGAAGAUAGAAGAAGAAAAAAAGAAUGCUAACAAAACAAUAAGAGCAUUUGCCCAAAUCUACCUAUUGCAGCUGGGAGAAGGGGGUCAAAGCAAGGAUCUUUCACGCAUAGAAAGAGAGCACUGACCCUGAUGGUGAUGGACUAUUUAAGCCCUAACUCAGCCUACUUUAUAGCAUAAGGGAUCGUAGUGUCUGUGUAGACCAAGGGGGCAGCUGGCCUUACACCUUAUUAAAGAAGAGAAGCAGGGUAUUGUCAGCAUCUUCUCACUCCCUUCUCCUUGAUAACAGCUACCAUGACAACCCUGUGGUUUCCAAGGAGCUUAGAAUGGAGAGAAAUUAGCUCAUAUGAAAAAAAGACUGGCCUAAGGAACAGCAGUUGUUAGUUGCUAAUGGUGUAAACUGACCCAGCCCUCUGGUAGACACAGGAUAGAUAACUCUUUGGAUAGCAUGUCUUUUUUCUGUUAAUUAGUUGUAUACUCUGGCCUCUGUCAUAUCUUCACAAUGGUGCUCUUUUCAUGGGGUAUUAGCCAUUCAGUUACAGAAGAUGAUUUGAAGAUCUUGAUUUGUUUCAGAACGAUGCAUAUUUCACAUUUUCCGGUUUGCUUAUCACUUGUUUGGGGUUGUACCAGAAGGGUCUAGAGAAUGAUUCUUUGAUUAUGAUUCUCUAACAAAGGAAUAUUGAACGUUAAACAUUGCAAAUAACAUUUAAAAUUGGCUAGUUCCAUACAUCUACUAGAUUUU